This is a messenger RNA of Bufo bufo (common toad), 956 nucleotides long. RefSeq lists its product as uncharacterized. Lineage: Eukaryota; Metazoa; Chordata; Amphibia; Anura; Bufonidae. The coding region runs from base 167 to 496 and encodes 109 amino acids. The transcript is spliced from 5 exons. The record is from RefSeq and is a predicted model, not a curated record.
CGCUGAUUGGCUGGGAGGAGGAGGGCCGGCUGAUACAUUGUAACACUGUCCGCGUUCUGAGCGGCGGGUGUGUGGCCCCCAGCGGAGAGGAGCGGCUCCCGGGGUCCCCUCACUGGCAUCGGGACGACGGGCGGCAGAGUGAGCGGGGCCCUCUCUGAAGUGAAACAUGGAGAUGUGUGAAGACAUGGUCAUUGAUCUCAACAUGGUGAACAUGAGGAAGCGGCAAUGUAUGGACGCUGUUCUGGACCAUCCGCUCAAUAAGCGUACAUGCCAAGGGUUGGAAGGUUUUUCAAAUGCAAAUGGAGUUUUGCUGAGUGACUAUGACAUGGUGUACUGGCAGGCGGAGGUCAAAGAACCUGCAAAUGGGUUUGUGCCUAAGGAUGGAGUACAGCAGAGCUGUAUGCCCCCACAAAAUCCUCAAAAUGUAAGCCCCCAAAUUUGCCCAAGAUGUAUUGCUGGAGAAUCGGGCCACAUCAACCACAUAUUGGGACUCUAGAGCUUCAGGGGAACGGAGGACUCCAUAUGCUAUAUUUUAUAAUCCUGCUUGCCACCGAACACUCCACUCUAAAAUGAUGUCCAUAGAGGAGGAUCUUCAUUUUUACAAGACCCGCUGUGAUUAAUCGUACAGUACCUGAACUGUAGAAACUCCCACCGACUCGCCUGCCGCAACUUCCGCUGCAUCGUCUCCAUCCAAGUUGUCCUGUUUAUUCCAUGUGAAUUAUGGAGACCUCUAUCUUCUGGCAGCUAGGAUGGUAGUACAUGUCCUUGCCUGACAUUUGAGGAGAAAUUCCCAGAGUCUAGACUGAAGUAACCCUUCUAAUGCCGGAACAUAAUUAGUCCAUUUAAUGUUUCAUGAUAGCUUCUGUCCAGUCACGGAAUAUGCUCAUUUUUUUUUUUUUUACCCUUUUGAGUGCUGCUAACCCGUAUUAGUGGGGGGGUUUUCGUUCAAAGUUUAC